AUGCAUAUCAUCAACCCGCAAUCCUCCCUCCUCUCCAACCACGAAGUCCUCCUGCACGUCCGCGCCGUCGACGCCGAAUACACCGGCGAAGACUCCACCUCGCGCGCGCGCACCAAACCCCCCGGCCUCAAAAACAUGCUGCAAGACACGAUACAGUACCUCACAUCCGCAGACCAGAACUCCGCGCUGGCAGCGAUGGCAGAAGGCCACGCCGAGCGCCCGAUGACGCUGUACAAGGGCCCGCACUCGCUGUUCCGGCGCCUGGCGGAGAAGUACACGCUCAAUAAGGCGGAGUACCUUCAGAUAUACAACCUGCGUCCCGCGAGCCUUAUCGUGCUUUGUUUGAUUAUUGAGGAGUGGGACACAAGGUUCUCGGAAGAGCAGAUGGAGGAGAUGGUGAGGGAUAUCGCGGCGGUGUUUGAUGAGGAGGAGGGGGAUAUUCCUACGGGCGUGGAGGAUGUCCAGAUGGAGAGGAUUGGGAAUAAGCUUUUGGGCGCGAAGAAGAGGAGGAAGGGCGGUGCUGCGGCAGGGAAGAGGAGGGCUGCUGCGUGA
This is a messenger RNA of Aaosphaeria arxii CBS 175.79, 552 nucleotides long. RefSeq lists its product as uncharacterized. Gene Ontology annotation, cellular component: RNA polymerase III complex. Gene Ontology annotation, molecular function: nucleotide binding. Gene Ontology annotation, biological process: transcription initiation at RNA polymerase III promoter. Bases 1 to 552 code for a protein of 183 amino acids. The record is from RefSeq and is a predicted model, not a curated record. Lineage: Eukaryota; Fungi; Ascomycota; Dothideomycetes; Pleosporales. The transcript has 4 exons.